CCGAAGCAAAGGCUGGUCGCAGCAGCAUCUAGUGAGUGCUGACGCGAGAGACAGAGGACAAUGGGGUCGAGACAGAGGAAAAUGGGGUCGUCGGCCAGGCUUUUCCUAGCAGCGGCCAUCGCCGUCUUGGCCAUGGCUGGUUUCCUCGUCGGCCGAGCGAGGGGUUUCAGCCUCUGUAAUCAUCUUCUGGGGGCUCAGGGACCGUGGAUAAAUGCUCACGCUACCUUCUACGACGAUGGCGGUCGCGGUGGAGCUUGCGGCUAUGGCAGUCUCGGCAGCCAGCUGUUCUCGAACCGAUUUGCUGCAGGCUCGCCGGCUGUCUAUUUAGGAGGAUUGACGUGCGGAAUGUGCGUGGAGGUCAAGUGCGUUGAGAGCCCAGCCUGCAAAGCCGGCAGCGUCCGGCUCACGAUCACCGACUUGUGUCCUCCUGGCGCUCCCAACACACAAUGGUGCGGUGGAGGCAAGCGUCACCUGGACCUCGCCAAGGGCGCUUUCCCGGUGAUUGCCAAUCCGGGGGCUGGGCACGUUCCUAUCCAAUUCCGCACCGUGCCUUGCGCACCGUACAACGUACUGACGCUGAAUCUGAGAGGCCACCAGUGGUGGCUGGAGGUGACGGCGGUGGGGAUUCCUGGGAGUGGAAGGAUUUUGAGGGUGGAGGUUGCCGGAAAUGGCAGCCCUUGGACGGUCAUGAAGCGCGCAUAUGGAGCUGCUUGGGCCACGGCAGGCUCUACUCUGCGCUCACCUAUAUCGGUCCGUGUUUCCAUAUUUGGAAAUCUCUGUAAGCUGACGGCCAGGGACUGCAUCAAGGGACCCAUCUACAAUGGAAGAAAGGUUACGUGCGGAUACUCCGUCGGGUACUGAGGGCCCAACACCCCCCUUUUCCCCCUCCCCCCCCACUGACAACAGCACCACAGCUUGCUUUUCCUUCUUACUGGUGGUUGCUGCUUCUUCGUAAUUUCUUUUAGCUUCUUGUGUGCACUUGCGAAUGCCACUCAUCCGAGCCCUGCGGAAUAGUGUCGCUUCUGCAUAUUCAGGAAUGGGAUAAACUGGUGCUGCGAUG
Chara braunii is the source of this 1060-nucleotide messenger RNA. NCBI's taxonomy places the organism in Eukaryota, Viridiplantae, Streptophyta, Charophyceae, Charales, Characeae. The record is from the annotation of a GenBank genome assembly.